Messenger RNA from Glossina fuscipes, 2240 nucleotides. It is a transcript of the gene Dr, whose product is annotated as muscle segmentation homeobox. Lineage: Eukaryota; Metazoa; Arthropoda; Insecta; Diptera; Glossinidae. The transcript has 2 exons. Gene Ontology annotation, biological process: regulation of transcription by RNA polymerase II; embryonic morphogenesis. The record is from RefSeq and is a predicted model, not a curated record. Gene Ontology annotation, cellular component: nucleus. Gene Ontology annotation, molecular function: DNA-binding transcription factor activity, RNA polymerase II-specific; RNA polymerase II transcription regulatory region sequence-specific DNA binding. Bases 523 to 2142 code for a protein of 539 amino acids.
CGUGAACUCGGGAGGAUGUCGUUUCAAUAAACGUGCGCUUGGCUUAGAUGUUGACAAAAAAAAAUAUAUAUAUACAUAUAUAUAUAUAUAUAUAUACAAAUAUAUAUAUAUAUUCAAUUAAUACAAAUUAAUACACAAACAAUCGGCUCUUUAAUUAAUUUUCUUUUAAUUAUUAUGGGAGCGAAGUGAAGUGCGUAUUAAUGACAGAUAUAUGUGUAAAAAAAAUAAAAUUAAUUUGUAAUUAGCGCAAAAAUUAAGUGCAGUAUUUUUAAAACUAAAAAUAAACGCUCUUCUUUAAAUAACUAACUGCAUGACACGAUGGUCAAAAAUAUUUUUAAAUAAAAUUAGUAUUUAGUGUGCAAGGAAAAAUUAUCAAAGUUGAGCACAGAAAAAAAAGAGAAAAAAGUAAACAAAUAAAUAAAUAAAUAAUAAUAAUAAUAAUAAUAAUAAUAACAAUAUAAAAAUUCAGAACUUGAGUCUUUCGUAAUUGGAAAAGACUCCAAAGGACCGUAAGUUUUACAUAUGUUGAAACUAUCAUCAGGUAUGACUGUAACUGGUUUACGUGCAAAUAUGACUAGCCCGACGGUAACGCCACAAACUUCCAUGCCACCCAGCACCAGCAGUCCAAACGCGGUUGUUGUUAGCCCGGGCUCGACUAGUGCAGCAGUUACACCCACCUCUCCUUCCGCUUUAAUAAUGGCACAUCAACAGCAUUUACGUAAUCUCCAGCAGCACCAUCAUCAGCAUCAUCUUCACCAUACGCAACAACAUCCCCUAAAUAAGACCACAUCAAGGUUAAGUAACUUUAGUGUAGCUUCUUUGCUAGCAGACACUAGACCUCGAACACCGCCAGAUAAUGGCUUACAGUUAGCGCCAACAAAUUUAUCAAGUACUCCUUCGGCAGCUACGUCACCAGUAUCCCAUGAAUCUUCUUCCUCGUCACCUGCGUCUCCUACUCACAAUGCAAGUCAUACACAUCCGCAAUUUCAUCCGGCAACUAUGGCUCAUCAUGCCCAUUUGCUGCAUGCAGCCCAUGCGGCCGCUGCACAUGCUCAACAACAGCAUGCUGCUGCUAUGGCAGCCGCAGCUGCGGCAGCUGCUGGUGCUAAUCCCGCCACGGUGCAUUUAACUCAUCAUUUACCUGCUCAUCUACGUCAUCCUCUUAACACUGCAAGUGCCUGUACACCAACGGGAACAUUGGUUCUGAAUACCAGUUCACCGCUAACGGAUAAUAGUGCGAAUUCCUCUAAUGCUGCUAAUAAUAACAUUGUAAACACUAGCACUAACACCACAACUACACCCCCGGCCAGUUCUUCAAAUAGUUCCAUAAAUGCUGGAGAAAUUAAUGCCAAUAAUAGUGCGAUAAAUAAUAGUACGCCAGGACCGACGGCAAAAUGCGAACGUCAUUCGCCCAUUGGCAGUUCGGUGGAUUCAGAAUUGGAUUACGAUGAAGAUCUUAACGAUACAGAUAUUAUGGACCAUGAUGAGGAAGAAGAUUCGAUAGUCGAUAUCGAAGAUAUGAAUAAUGAGGAUUCACCGCGUUCUACACCUGAUAAUUUGGAUACGAGUAAAUCGCCAGCGGAAAUACCCAGUUCUUUAACAAAUUCCCCGCAUUUAUUAUCGCCUGCCGCUUUAGCCGCUUCCGGUCAUGUACCGAUACGACCGACGCCGUUUAGUGCUUUAGCUGCAGCGGCGGUAGCUUGGGGCGGUAUAGGUGGGGCUGGGGUACCUUGGCCUGGACCCAGACAAAUACCACCAUUUGGGCCACCUGGACUAUUUCCAGGUCAAGGUUUCGGCGGCGGAGACAACAAUGAGCCGCCGCGUAUAAAAUGUAAUUUACGUAAACAUAAACCGAAUCGUAAACCGCGUACACCGUUCACCACGCAGCAACUGCUGUCGCUGGAAAAGAAAUUCCGUGAGAAACAAUACCUCAGCAUAGCAGAAAGAGCGGAAUUCUCUUCAUCGCUACGCCUUACUGAGACGCAGGUGAAAAUUUGGUUUCAAAAUCGCCGAGCGAAAGCGAAACGUUUGCAGGAGGCUGAAAUUGAAAAAAUUAAAAUGGCCGCUUUAGGUCGCGGUGGACCCGGAGCGCAAUGGGCUAUGGCUGGUUAUUUUCAUCCUGGUCUCAUGCAUUUGGGUUAAUACCGAAAUGUAUGAGCGACUGAACAAUCAGCUUGAAGAAAACACCAAAGUAUCAAUUGUUUUUUUUUUUUUUUUUUUUUUUUUUAAAUUUUAUUUUU